Mirounga angustirostris (Northern elephant seal) is the source of this 723-nucleotide messenger RNA. It is a transcript of the gene NR2C2AP, whose product is annotated as nuclear receptor 2C2 associated protein. The coding region runs from base 280 to 699 and encodes 139 amino acids. The transcript is spliced from 5 exons. NCBI's taxonomy places the organism in Eukaryota, Metazoa, Chordata, Mammalia, Carnivora, Phocidae. The record is from RefSeq and is a predicted model, not a curated record.
ACAUUGCGCCUGCGCGGUGUCCUCGUGGUUCCGGGUCUCGCUUUGGUUCUCCGAGCUGUUCGUAGAGACUGAGGUUCGGAGCCUGAGCAAACCCACAGGAAACCUGUUUCCCUUCCUUGGACCUGCUGUUAAAGUCUGGCCUCGGGUCACUGGCAGUUUCUCUGAAACCCUUGCAGACUCAGGCGUGGUCAAGUUCACGCCGCUGCGGCUGCGUUGGCGCCGGGAUUCGAACACCGGCUGAAGUCAGCUCUGAGCCGUGGGAGGCUUUGUGGAGCCGAAAUGACCCACUCUUUGGUUUGUCCAGAGACAGUGAGCAGGGUGAGUUCAGUGCUGAAUCGCAACACCCGGCAGUUUGGAAAGAAGCAUCUGUUCGACCAGAAUGAGGAGACGUGCUGGAACUCGGACCAGGGCCCCUCCCAGUGGGUGAUACUAGAGUUUCCCCAGCGCAUCCGUGUCUCCCAGCUGCAAAUCCAGUUCCAGGGGGGCUUCUCCAGUCGCCGGGGCCACCUGGAAGGUUCCCAGGGGAGUGAGGCUCUUUGCAAGAUUGUGGACUUCUACCCUGAAGACAACAACUCCCUUCAGACCUUCCCUGUGCCCGCUGCUGAGGUGGACCAGCUGAAGAUGACGCUUGAGGACGCCACUGACUUUUUUGGCCGAGUAGUCAUCUACCACCUGCGGGUGCUGGGGGAGAGGGUGUGAGGCCACUGGGUAGCUGACUCCUCC